This is a messenger RNA of Metschnikowia bicuspidata var. bicuspidata NRRL YB-4993, 1110 nucleotides long. RefSeq names its product mannosyltransferase complex subunit (gene MNN9). The record is from RefSeq and is a predicted model, not a curated record. Gene Ontology annotation, molecular function: alpha-1,6-mannosyltransferase activity. Gene Ontology annotation, biological process: protein N-linked glycosylation; cell wall mannoprotein biosynthetic process. Gene Ontology annotation, cellular component: mannan polymerase complex. NCBI's taxonomy places the organism in Eukaryota, Fungi, Ascomycota, Pichiomycetes, Serinales, Metschnikowiaceae. Bases 1 to 1110 code for a protein of 369 amino acids. The transcript is spliced from 2 exons.
AUGGCCAACCCCCCACCCCAGAUCAUGCGUGGCAUACGAAGGAAACCGCUUGUGCUCGUGGGCGCAGCGGCGUUUUUCUUGGCGGUGUACUGGCUUGUGUUCUCGGCGUCGGCGCCUCCCCAGUUGCACUCGGCGCUGAGCACCAAGUACUCGUACACAAAAAAGAGCGGCGGGUGGUUUUCGCUGGGCAGCCGGGACCUGCCGAUUUUGGUCAACUUGCCGAAAAACCACAUUUCCCACUACGACUUGAACAAGUUGCACGCGGCGCCCGACAAAGCGCACGCCGCCGAGGUGUUGAUCUUGACGCCCAUGUCCAAGUUUGUUCCCGAGUACUGGGCCAACUUGAACGCGCUCACGUACGACCACAAGUUGGUGUCGUUGGGCUUCAUUUUCCCGCGCACCGCGGAGGGCGACCACGCCAUGAAGCAGUUGGAGAAGCACGUGAAGGCGACGCAGCGGGGCGCCGGCCGGUUCAAGAAAAUCACCAUGUUGCGGCAGGACUCGCCGUCGUUGGAGUCGCAGACGGAGAAGGCGCGCCACGCGUUGCUGGUGCAGAAGGAGCGGCGCUCCAUGAUGGCGUUGGCCCGCAACUCCUUGGUGUUCACCACGCUCGCGCCGGCCACGCGCUGGGUCAUGUGGAUGGACGCGGACAUUGUGGAGACGCCGCCGUCGAUCCUCGAGGACAUGAUGGCCCACAACAAGCCGGUGCUCAGCGCCAACGUCUACCAGCGGUACACCAAGGACGGCCAGCCGGCCAUCCGGCCCUACGACUUCAACAACUGGGUGGAGUCCGAGGAGGGCCUCCGCUUGGCGGGCGAGAUGCCGGACGACGACAUCAUAGUCGAGGGCUACAGCGAGAUCGCCACCUUCCGGCCCUUGAUGGCGCACUUCUACGACGAGAAAGGCGACGCCUCGGUCGAAAUGCCCUUGGACGGCGUGGGCGGGGGCGCCGUGCUCGUGAACGCCGACGUGCACCGCGACGGCGCCAUGUUUCCGUCGUUCCCGUUUUACCACUUGAUCGAGACCGAGGGCUUUGCCAAGAUGGCCAAGAGGCUCGGCUACGAGGUCUUUGGCUUGCCAAACUAUUUGGUCUACCACUACAACGAGUAG